Solea senegalensis (Senegalese sole) is the source of this 1776-nucleotide messenger RNA. RefSeq names its product RNA binding protein fox-1 homolog 3-like. The transcript has 17 exons. The record is from RefSeq and is a predicted model, not a curated record. Gene Ontology annotation, molecular function: mRNA binding. Bases 539 to 1693 code for a protein of 384 amino acids. Gene Ontology annotation, cellular component: nucleus; cytoplasm. NCBI's taxonomy places the organism in Eukaryota, Metazoa, Chordata, Actinopteri, Pleuronectiformes, Soleidae. Gene Ontology annotation, biological process: nervous system development; regulation of alternative mRNA splicing, via spliceosome.
GAUUGCCAUUCCUUUGCGUUCAACCUGAGCAUCCUCCUCCUCCUCCUCCACCUCACACCUUUUGGACAGAAGAGGACGCCCAGCCCAUGGAAAGAGACGCUGUGAAGAUGAAACUCUGACACGCCGACAGACCACAGGAAAACCAGAGCACAACUAUAAUUGCUAGAAGGAAAGAAGCUACCUGGAAGGUCAGCCAAGAAUCCUGCUGCAGGUGCCAAGUGAGAUCUACAGGACUACAAUUACUUGGACAGACUGCGGCGGCGGAGCAAAGUGAAUGACAGGAUCCUCACAGUGACGUGUUGACACUGGACACACUCCAAUCUCGGCGUCAACUACAAAGAGAGUUCCUCCUCUUCCUCCCAACACCUGUGACAUUUGACGUCCAGCCGCUCAGAAAGGUUGUAUCUGACGGAGGGACCGGUGCCGCGCUCUCUCCCAUCACCGCGCUCGCUUCGGCAACAACACUAGUUCAUCCGUCCCUGUGGCAGCAGCAGUGAGUCGAGUGACCCAGCUUCAGCCCGACCGGCUUUACCUGUACAUGGAGACCCCCAGCUGGGCAGGAAACACGUUGUGUAAGUCAGGAAGCAUCGCUGUCUUCGGGAACGUGGUGUACAGCGGACUGCUGAACGAUCACCUCUGGCAUUUGGGAGUGCCCCUCUUCACAAGACUGGGUAACCAAGAGGCCACCAACCCGCCGGAAGCGAUGGCCCAGCCGUACACCCCAGCCCAGUACCCUCCCCCCCCACAGAACGGCAUCCCCGCAGAGUUCGCGGCGCCGCACCCGCUCCCGACACAGGACUACACCGGGCAGAGCCGGGUCCCCGAGCACGCCAUGACCCUCUACACGCCCACACAGACGCACAGCGAGCCGGCCGGCACUGACAACAGCACGCCCGCCAUCACCGCCACCACGACCGCACCGGUCAGUGUCCUCCAUCACCUGCAAACACUGUUCUCAGCAGACUGUCAGCAAACAGAUGACGUGACGCAAACAGAGGGCUCUCAGCAGCUCCAGCUCCAGCACUCGGACUCUUCAGAGAAGCAGCAGCCCAAGCGGUUACAUGUCUCCAACAUUCCCUUCCGUUUCCGGGACCCUGACCUAAGGCAAAUGUUUGGGCAAUUUGGAAAGAUUUUAGAUGUGGAGAUUAUCUUUAAUGAGCGAGGAUCCAAGGGCUUUGGGUUUGUAACUUUCGAAACAAGCACAGAUGCUGAUCGUGCACGGGAGAAACUAAAUGGUACAAUCGUAGAGGGACGCAAAAUAGAGGUGAACAACGCAACAGCACGAGUGAUGACAAACAAAAAAGUGGCCAACCCGUACACGAACGGCUGGAAGCUGAACCCGGUGGUGGGAGCUGUCUAUGGUCCUGAACUGUAUGCCGUAACAGGGUUUCCCUACCCUGCCACAGGAGCUACGGUGGCCUACCGGGGUGCCCACUUGCGAGGUCGAGGGCGGGCUGUGUACAACACGUUCCGCACAGCUCCGCCGCCACCACCCAUCCCGGCUUACGGAGCGGUGGUGUACCAAGAUGGCUUCUAUGGUGCAGAGAUCUAUGGCGGAUAUGCAGCAUACAGAUUCGCCCAGCCCACCACCACCGCGGCUUACAGUGACAGCUACGGCAGAGUCUAUGCAACAGCAGACCCCUACCACCACACGAUUGGCCCUGCCGCCACAUACAGCGUGGGGACUAUGUAAAUACAAAAGGAAGAGCUGUACUCAGUAUUGAUGGACAUCACAGAUGAAAACAACGGAAGACAGGAGAUCUAGCUUUAAGAAAA